AGUUGAGUUAGCUCAAAUUACUCAAUUUCGAUUACGCCAAUAAACAAUCUCUUUUUCACAUAAUAUUAUGUGUAUUACUGAAUAUUUAUUAUUAAAAAUUGCUAAAGAUUAAAAGAUUUGUUUCAGUUACUAUGUCGGAACAACGGCUAUAUGUGGGGGAGGCUGUCUCCUACCAAAAUAAUAUUACGAACCGGCCAGUCGAAAAAGGAGCGUCUCCAUUCAAACUGGACGAUUUUUGUCGGUUGUGCCUACGACAGUGCGGCUCGGCCCGGAUGCAACCAUUGAAAAGUCAUUCCACGAAUUUCGGCAGCGAAACUGUAUCCUUUCCUGAUAUGCUAACGUACGUGUACGGACUGCCAUCGAAUCUAUCGGAGCAUUUGCCGCAACGCAUUUGCGAACGGUGCGUCAAGCGACUGGAGGUAGCUUAUAGGAUCUGUAGGGAGUUCAAAGAGAAGGAAACACUUUUACAGCGAUUCUACUUCAAUGGAUCGGUGCUCAAAGGGUUGAUCCAGUACCAGAAUUUUCGUACAAUUCCGCGCCCUGAUGAUAUUGCAACAGAACAGUUGGAAUUGGGAGCGACGAAAAAUCAACAACUGUGUAACAAAAAACACAGCGAUAAGCCGGAAGUGCUAUUGGAUAACAAUGAUCCGCUACAAUCGAACGAGGAAACUGCAAAAGAAGAUCAAACGUUUGAAUUAAGAUCGGACGGUUUGUUUCAAUGUAUGAUGUGUCCUCAAAUGUUUGAGGAUAGACAAAGCUGUAGAGAGCACUACGGUUGUCACGAAGCUUUGCGGCAGGGGCUCUAUAAAUGUCAAUUUUGUAACAAAAGCUUUGGCAAGAAAUUUGACGCGUCGAGACACGAGCGUAGGGUACAUAAUGCAGCGCCGAAGGAGACAAACACCGUUCAAAAUUUCGAUGAUAAAAAGUGUCGAGAAUCUGACGAAUCUAAUUUCGCAGAUAACACCACUACAGCGAUCUCAUUCGAACAGGUGUUCAAAACGGAAGAGGUGAUUAUCAAACCAGAACCAUCUCUAUUAGGGGAAACGGACGGAGAGAGCGCAGUGUCUUCGGGAUCGGAGUACAUACCUGAACAAACGACAGUUACGAAAGCGAAGAGACAGAAACAUAACUACGUAGCGGGACCGGAUGGGCUCUUCCAGUGUGCCAGCUGUUUACGGACAUUUUCCAAAAAGAAACAAUAUUCUGAGCAUUUGCACGUACAUAACGCCCUGCGUUUGGGUCGCUACAAGUGUGAGUUGUGCGAAAAGCUAUUUAGGAAAAGGUACCAUCUUAAUCGACAUGUGGAUACGAUACACUUGGGUAUUCGCCGGAAGUAAUAAAGUGUGUGUGUGCAGCAUAAUUUCUGCAACCGCGUUCGGUGGUUGAAAAUAUAAAUCAAGAGGCGGUUAUUUAAACAGCAACUACUCGA
Messenger RNA from Topomyia yanbarensis, 1429 nucleotides. RefSeq names its product zinc finger protein 454-like. The record is from RefSeq and is a predicted model, not a curated record. Gene Ontology annotation, cellular component: nucleus. Bases 132 to 1337 code for a protein of 401 amino acids. Gene Ontology annotation, molecular function: RNA polymerase II transcription regulatory region sequence-specific DNA binding; DNA-binding transcription factor activity, RNA polymerase II-specific; zinc ion binding. NCBI's taxonomy places the organism in Eukaryota, Metazoa, Arthropoda, Insecta, Diptera, Culicidae. The transcript has 3 exons. Gene Ontology annotation, biological process: regulation of transcription by RNA polymerase II.